AUGAAAUCGGCGAACCCGGUUGCUGCAAUCCUGCAGAACUACGAGGCUACCAGAAACAAGGUCGUGCGAAUCUCCGAGGCCAUCUUGGCGCAAACCAAAGUGUUGAGCAUGGCGAAAGGAGUGAGACCGGACAUCAAGUGGGAUUUCAGCAAUGCUUCGACAAGUGCUAUAAUGAAAGGAAACACGGAUGCACUCAGCGUUGGCGACUUCAGCAUGCUGGUCAUCAUGAACAUCGUGAAGGCAACUGCUUUUGCCGGUGAUGUUUACGGAAGCGCUUAUGAUGAGACGGACAACGAACUUCCUGGGAUAAAGGAGGUGGCCGAGGAAGAUGUGAUGCAGCUCGUUGCUGGAAAGCUUGCAUGGUGUUCAUAUGGUAAAAGGAACAGGAUUGUUCCCAGGCUGAGACCUGAUACCCUUGCCAACAUUGGCAAUCUGUCAGUCGCAAGCUCUGAGGUCUUGCAUACACCGGGAUGA
Molecule: messenger RNA, 474 nt
Organism: Exophiala oligosperma
Lineage: Eukaryota; Fungi; Ascomycota; Eurotiomycetes; Chaetothyriales; Herpotrichiellaceae
Exons: 1
Coding region: 1-474 (157 amino acids)
Source: RefSeq, a predicted model, not a curated record